This is a messenger RNA of Eimeria necatrix, 729 nucleotides long. Its product is annotated as SAG family member. The transcript is spliced from 5 exons. The record is from RefSeq and is a predicted model, not a curated record. The coding region runs from base 1 to 729 and encodes 242 amino acids. Lineage: Eukaryota; Apicomplexa; Conoidasida; Eucoccidiorida; Eimeriidae.
AUGAGAGCGAGUGAAUGGCGCUACGCUAGCUCUAGCCACAGUUCUGUGGACCUGGAGUUAUGCAUGUAUAGGCUUCUACACAUCAAGGUGCAACUUGUUGCAGGGUGCCUUACCAUCAUCAACACCCUAAGGACAGAAAAUGUUAGAGGCUUGCUGAAAACACUCACUGAAGCGGGCAAUAGUAAAGUCACUGAAAGCCUAAAGAAAAUCCAAUUGGGUGGGCUAGAUAGCCCUACUGCGCAAACAAUUGCAGCAGAGCUUGAGGGCACCAAAGCAGCUAGCUGCAAUUUGGGCGAAAGCGCGAGUGCGAAAAAGUAUCCUGGUCUCGUAAUUCCAUUCGCACACGACGCGGAUUUCGACUGUGCCGCUUUGAUCCAAGAAACUUACACAGCCGGACUUAGCCCACUCAAACAAUCGAACUUUGACCCAUCGUCAGGAACAUACGACAAUACACAAGCUCCAUUUGAUAAUGUGGCGGCCAGCAAUGUCGCAUUUAUACUGUCGGCAAAAAGCACAAAGGUCUCUUGCGCCGCCACCAAAGACUGCGAAGCCGGCCAUGACGUUUUAUUCUGCUACUUCAUAGAGCCACUCCAAGCUGGGGAUAAGCCUUUCACAGCUGAGCUUUACAAUGCUCUCUGGGGGUUGGAGACAGGUGCGGCGUCCAUCUCGGCUCCCAGCGUCGUCACUGCUCUUUCUCCAGCCGCCGUGAUCAUAUUGGUCCACAUUUGA